AUGACCACUGCGCACGGGCAGCAGCUCGCGUGUUUCCGACCGACGCGUCGGUUUCGUCUAUCGACUACGGCGUCCCGAGCGGCGCGGGCGCUGGACACCGACGAGAAGCGCAGCGAAGAAGAAGAAGAAGAAGGAGACGACGUUGACGACGACGUAGCGACAGCGCUCGCGUGCAGCUGCGAGCGCCACGUGCUGCAGUGUCUCGUGCAGACUGAGCGCCGGUCCGCGAGCGAGUUGGACGCGGCCGAGCACUUGUCCCGUUUGCGUCAGGCAAAAUGGCGCGAGCGGUUCGCGGCGCGUGAUUGGUCGUCUCCGCGCGUGUGUCAAAAAUGGCGAGCCAAUCACAAGCGGUUUCUCACGUCCGCAUUGGACACCACUCUUGACGCGGCAGCCGAGUCGUCGAAAAUGCCGGCCCAAGUGGUCAAAAACGCAUUCUCGGCGUUCACGACCGCGGCCGAGCUCCUGUUGCAAUCGCGCCAGCUGGACGCCAUGCUGAAAGCCGGUGUGCCGCCGCACUUGCGGGGACCGGUCUGGUGGGUGUGCAGCGGAGCGGCCGAGCUGCGCCACGCCGCCGCCGAGUCGUACCCGUCGCUUUUGCACCGUCUGCAUACAUUGACCAAGUGCGCCGAGAUGGACAUUGAGAAGGACUUGCCGCGGACGUUUCCACUGGCGCUGAGCGAGUCGAUGAACGCGUCGCAAGAAGGAGCAGAAGCGGACCCGUUUGGCGAACUGCGACGGGUCUUGCAGGCCUAUUCGCUCCGGAAUCCGACCGUGGGCUAUUGCCAGAGCAUGAACUUCUUGGCAGCUGUGCUGCUGCAACAGAUGGGCGAAGAAGAGGCGUUUUGGGUGCUCGCUGCGAUUGUCGAGGAGCUGACGCCGCAGUAUCACACACUGACGAUGACUGGCAGUCGGGCCGACCAGCGCGUGUUUUCGGACCUCGUGACGCAGAAGCUGCCGGUGCUUGCGGGUCACUUGCAGACGCUCGGUGUGGACUUUGAGCCGUUUACGCUCAAGUGGUUCUUGUGUCUGUUUCUGAACACGCUGCCGUUUGAGCCCGUGAUGCGGAUUUGGGACGUGUUUUUUUGCGAAGGCAGUCACGUGCUCCUGCGCGUGGGCCUUGUGCUCUUGAAGCUGAAUCAACCGCGGAUUAUGGCAUGCCACGAUGCUUUGGACGUGUAUGAGAUGUUCAAGCUCUCGCACGAAACGCUGCAGGAAUUGACAGCACCGUAUCGGUCUGGACUGCUCAAUCGGGACGAAUGCGUUUGCGAUACGCUCCUUCGCCUUGCAAUGGAUAAGUCGUUCAUCGGAACGAUUCCGUUCGAUUCAUUGCAUGAGUUGCGUCAGUAUUACUGCCACGAGAUUGAAGCGGAAUUGAAGGAAGCUGAAGCACAACGAAUGGCGCGCCGACGUGCUGCUGAGGUACAGGCGUUAGCCAAAGCAAAUGCGCAGAUCGAAGCGCGAGAAAAGGGUGUCAAGAGCGACAGUGACGAGCCGUCAACAAGCUGCAGUGCUCACGAGGGCAUGGAAGAUCGUGCGCUGAUGAUGGAGUACGACUUUGUGGACGACUAUCCGUGCAGCUACGGCUCGGAUGUGUCGUCGGCGCGCCACAUUCGGUUUCUGGAUCUGUACGAUAGCGACGACUCGACUGCCGACUAUUUUGUGGACGUCAUGUACGAUUUUUCCUUGCAGCACCACUGCCGCUGA
Molecule: messenger RNA, 1704 nt
Organism: Hyaloperonospora brassicae
Lineage: Eukaryota; Oomycota; Peronosporomycetes; Peronosporales; Peronosporaceae
Source: the annotation of a GenBank genome assembly